Messenger RNA from Salarias fasciatus (jewelled blenny), 3281 nucleotides. It is a transcript of the gene furinb, whose product is annotated as furin (paired basic amino acid cleaving enzyme) b. Gene Ontology annotation, molecular function: serine-type endopeptidase activity. The coding region runs from base 554 to 3076 and encodes 840 amino acids. Lineage: Eukaryota; Metazoa; Chordata; Actinopteri; Blenniiformes; Blenniidae. Gene Ontology annotation, cellular component: trans-Golgi network; Golgi membrane. The transcript is spliced from 16 exons. The record is from RefSeq and is a predicted model, not a curated record. Gene Ontology annotation, biological process: peptide hormone processing.
AACCGCUUCGUUGUAUUGGCACGGAGCCGCGUAUUGCAUCCUUUAAACCCGUCUUAUUUUUGAUCAUUAUUACUAUUAUUUCGCGAGUGUGAAUUAUUGGCAGCACGGCGUGGUCAGCCCUCGGUAGAAGUGAAAACCUCUGAAGAAGUAACUGGGUGCGGAGGCUGAAGUUAACUGUUAAAUCAGAGCCAUGGUGGUUUCGGUGGCAAGUUGGUGGCGGAUGGAGAGCAGGACGGGAUAGCUGGAUCCGGCACUUUGGGAUGAGGAUGGGUGCGUGUGGAUAGCAUUAUAACUAAAAAAAAAAAAAAAAAAAAAACCGGAGCAAGUGGAGGAGGCACCGCGUCAGGUUAGAUGUAAAGUUGAAAGUCGGAUCGCAGGAGAAAGGGGAGUCUCCGACCGGAGGAGAUGUGGAGGCACGCCGUCUCAAUCUGCUCUCACGUCUGAGGCCGCUGUUCUACUUUGCCGCUGUGAGGUAGAGCAGCCCCACUCUGCCCGGGAAGCAGCGACAGACGGACGGACGGAUAGACUGGCCCCGUCAAGAGUUCUCCUUUUAAUGGAUGCCAGGGUGGCCCUGCUGCUCUUACGGACAGGUCUUGUCCUGCUGACGCUCGAACUGAAGUGCACCGAGGCUGCAGAGGUCUUCACAAACACCUGGGCUGUCCAGAUCAACGGGGACUCGCAGGAAGCUGACCGCAUCGCCAGGGAACAUGGCUUCAUCAACCAUGGAAAUGUUUUUGGAGAUUAUUAUCACUUCAGGCACCAUGCUGUGGAGAGGAGGGCUUUGUCUGGCCACCGGGGAAUGCACAUCAGACUGCAAAAAGAACCACAGGUCCUGUGGGCAGAGCAGCAAGUGGUGAAAAAAAGGAAGAGGCGGGAUGUCUACGAAGACCCAACAGACCCUGAUUUCUCCAAGCAGUGGUACCUGUUCAACCCAACGCAUCAAGACCUGAAUACACAAACCGCCUGGGCUCAAGGCUACACGGGGAAAGGUGUAGUGGUCACCAUUCUGGAUGAUGGCAUUGAGAAAAACCAUCCUGACCUCAUCAACAAUUAUGACCCUGAAGCCAGCUACGAUGUCAAUGACGACGACAAUGACCCCCAACCGAGAUACACGCAGAGAAAUGAGAACAGACAUGGAACUCGGUGUGCCGGAGAAGUCGCUGCUGCAGCCAACAAUGGCGUGUGUGGCGUAGGCGUGGCCUAUAACGCUAAAAUCGGAGGAGUUCGUAUGCUGGACGGCGAAGUGACAGAUGUGGUGGAGGCUCACUCUCUGAGCCUCAACCCACAGCACAUCCACAUCUACAGCGCCAGCUGGGGCCCCGAGGAUGACGGCAAGUCGCUGGACGGCCCUGCCAAGCUGGCUAAAGAGGCUUUCCUUCAGGGAAUAACCAAGGGCCGCGGCGGACUGGGCUCCAUCUUCGUCUGGGCCUCGGGUAACGGCGGCCGCGAGCAGGACAACUGCAACUGCGACGGCUACACCAACAGCAUCUACACCCUGUCCAUCAGCAGCACCACGCAGUCCGGCAACGUGCCGUGGUACAGCGAGCCCUGCUCCUCCACCCUCGCCACCACCUUCAGCUCUGGAAACCCGGGGGAGAAGCAGAUAGUGACCACAGACUUGUGGGAGAAAUGUACAGACUCUCACACGGGGACGUCCGCCUCGGCUCCUCUGGCGGCCGGGAUCAUCGCUCUGGCUCUGGAGGCCAACAUGAAUCUAACCUGGAGGGACAUGCAGCACCUGGUGGUGAGGACGUCCCAGCCCGUGCACCUCAGCGCCGGAGACUGGAAAACAAACGGAGUGGGGCGCCGAGUGAGUCAUUCGUACGGUUACGGGCUCCUGGAUGCAGGUGCGAUGGUGGCUUUGGCGAAGAAUUGGACGACAGUGGGGCUGCAGCACCAGUGUGUCAACGCCAUGCUGUCUGAACCGAGAGACAUCGGAAACAAGCUGGUGUUCAGCAAGAGCGUGGACGCCUGCUGGGGACGGCCGGAGUACGUCGGCUCUCUGGAACACGUUCAGGCUCGCCUCACUCUCUCCCACAGCCAGAGAGGAAAAUUGGCCAUUCAUCUCAUCAGCCCACUGGGCACCCGCUCCACCCUCCUGUUCCCCAGGCCAAACGAUUUCUCCGCUGAAGGUUUCAACGACUGGGCCUUCAUGACCACCCACUCCUGGGACGAAGAUCCUCAGGGCGAGUGGACCCUGGAAAUAGAAAACGUGGCCGCUAAUGGACGUGACUAUGGUGUGUUGAGUCAAUUCACCCUCAUCCUGUGGGGCACCGGGCCCAGCGCCGUCAACCCGUCGUCCCCCGACUUCCCCCGGCCGUCCAACAACAGCUGCAAGACGUUCGACGCCCAGCAGAUCUGCAUCGAGUGCAGCCCCGGGUUCUCGCUCUUCCUGCAGGGCUGUGUGAAGCUGUGUCCGCCCGGCUUCACGUCGGGGCCGCAGCUCCUCAACCUGUCCCUGGAGAACUGGGUGGACCUGUCCUCCGUCCAGGCCUGCCUGCCCUGCAGCCCCGCCUGCCUCACCUGCUCCGGCCCCGGCGCCGCCGACUGCCUGUCCUGCCCGCCGCACAGCCGCCUGGUCUUCACCUCCUGCCUGCGCCAGAGCCAGGUCCAGAGGAAGUCGCCUCUGACGGGGGGCCUCCGGGCGGACGGGGGUCAGCCGGAGGGGGAGGUCCCGGCCGCGGCGGACCACCGCGGCGAGGAGGCGGAGGAACCCCCGGGGCUCGGCGCCCCGCCGUCCAACCCGCUCCCCGCCGUGGCGGCCGUCCUCAGCUGUGCCUUCAUCCUGGCCGCCUUCGCCGGGGUCUUCCUCCUGCUGCAGAUGCGCUCGGGCGGCGCCUCUCUGGGCUGGAGGACCAAACUGCCCUCCGGGUUUUCGGAAGGCGGGGGGACGCGGGUGGGCUUCGGUUUCGGCCUCCGGCAGGGACGGGAGAGGAAGGCGCGGAUAUGCUACAGAGGGAUCCCCACUGUGUGGGCGGACGAGGACCGGAUCGGCUGCGAGUCUGAAUCAGACAGCGAGGAGGUGGACGGCCACAGCGAGAGGACCGCUUUCAUCAAGACGCAGAGCUCCAUCUGACCCCGCGCCUCCCGAGCGGCGGCGGCGGCCGUCAGGUCGGACUGAGUGGAGCUGCUUCAUGACGGAGAAGCGCACAGGAUGAGAGGAAACACACACACACACACACACACACAAAACGCAGGCCUUACUGUCCCGUCAGCACCUCGUCCACUGAAACCAUCGCCGCCCUCAUCUGCUCGUCUAUUUAUUUAAAUUUGCUUAUUUA